GCCUGGCUGUAGUCUGCUAGUCGACGUGCGUCCACCACUGCAGCAGCAGUGCCCCUGCGCUCUCCGUUAUUAUAGUAAACACGUACAUAUAGAUAUACAGUAGAUUCGCACACGCGUACACGUAUAGAACGUGUGCAUAUAUACGGUAGUGCAGUGAGCUGCAUCACUGCAGCAGCCGCCGGCCCCCCGACACAACGCACGCUGCUCUUUAUAGAUAGAGAUAUAUAUAUGAGUGCGGAGCAUCGCAGAGAUCUAUUCGCACGCGCGAGUUAAAUUAUGACCCGUGUGCAGCAGCAGCCGAAGCCGAAGCAGCAGCUCAGCGCAGCGAUACAGAGAAUAUAUUUGCACGCACUGCUGCAGCCUCUGCUGCUCUAAAAAGCGCCAAAUAAACCCCGCGUUCGUUGAAAAAAUGUAGCGCGUAUUAUUUCAUAUAUAUUCUUCGCCCGCGCUUCAUCUCGUUGGAUGCAGUUCGCGUUUGCAGCAGAAUUGACGUUGGUGCUCUGCAACAGCAGCGGUACAACACACGCUGUACUCGAUCGAUUUUCGACGAUACAUUUUGCACAUCGGGGCGCUCUGCAGAAGAACAAGAAGAACAAGAAGACGAAGAAGAAACGAUAGGAAAGAAAAAAAAAAAGGAGAGAAUAAUAAACGGCUAUAAGUGGUGCUCUCCGUAUAGUGGUGUUGUUUGCAUCUCGCAACGCUCGACUGCGUCUGCUUCUCUCGCUCCCUGUCAGAGUAUAUACGUGCAGAGGAGCACAGUGCCAUAAAUAGUAGCUCUGUCUACAAGUGCAGCGCAGCAACAACAGAAGCAACGGAGUUGUGUGCACAGUAAUGACAAAAAGUUGUUUUUUUCUGCCAAAUACUAAGCAGUGAGAAAUGUGCACGCGCGAUCAUAUUGUUAUUCCGUGCGUGCCUCCAAGCUGGAGAUGAGAAAAAUGUGUCGUUAAAGCGCCUCAUCGUGCGAGCGCCGUGAAUCUCUCGCACUUUGCAUAAGCGCGUGUUUGUGUAUUAUACAAGUGUGUUUGUGUGUACAAAAGUGUGUGUGUAUGUGUGUUGUGUGUGUGUGUGCAACAGUCAAAUUAAAAAGUACGAAUUUAUAUGUAAUUCGUGCGAUAUACAUGGCACACGCGCACGUUUUCACGCACUAGCAAAUAUACAUAUAUUACAAAUUACACGUGCCCGUGACAAGAGAAACAGUGCGCGCGUUACACCAAGUGCUCGUGCUCUGCAGUGCUUGUGUCUGUGUGUUUGAGUGUGUGAUAUGCACGUCACGGUGCAGCAGUCAAGUCUUCCGUCGUUGCAGUCGUGUGUUGCAACGAACGACGUGAAAAAAAAGUGACAUUGACUCCAAAGCAGUAGCAGCCGCCACAAUGAAGACUGAUCAUCACCAUCACCAACAUCACCAUCAUCAUCAUCACAAUCCGCACGUCCAACGACCGAACGGCGCCGACGAGCCACAGCCGGUCGACUCGUCGACGUCGCCCUCCGCCUACAACACGCCGCAGAUCAACAGCGUCCUCAAGAAGUUCAAGAUGUCGGCCUUGAAGAGCCUGCAGGGCCCGAGCUCGGCCAUCUACGCCAUGGACUGCAAGACGGCGGCGCUCAUGUAUCACGAGUCGGCGGCAGCCGCCAAAGCCGCGGCCGCGGCGGUGGCCGCCGCAACGGCCUACGCCAAUUACGGGGUCGUCGCCGCGGCGGCCGCCGCCACCACCACCACCACCAACAGCAGUGGCGUCAUCGGCAUGCCGCCCGCGGCCAUGACGGGCGCGGCCUGCUCGCCCGGGCCCGGUAUACUGCUGCCCGAGCCCAUCAAGCCCGUGGUCGGCUUGGCGCCGGUGCCGCCGACCUGUCUGACGACGAGCGCCGCCGCGACGGUGGUGCCCACGACCACGGUGCUGCCGAGCAAAAAGCAGCAGCAGACGGUGACGUCGACGACGCCGACACCGGCCUUGUCGGCUUCGUCGGCCUCGUCGUCGCCGCAGCCACUGAAAUACAGCAAAGACGUGCUGAGGCUGAGGCCGCUGAUCGACGACGCGGACGACGAUCCACCCGAUGCCAUGAUGAAGGAGCGGGAGAAGAAGCACCACUUGGAGUUUCCGAUUCCGAUCCUGUCGGCGCCCGACAAGCACUGCUCCGCGCACGGCGAGACGCUGCUCGACGGCGACUACAUAUCCUGCUUCGUGGUGGGCGGCGAGCGUCGCUUGUGCCUGCCCCAGCUGCUCAACACGGUGCUGCAGGACUUCUCGAUCGCCCAGAUCAACGCGCUGUGCGACGAGCUUCGAAUCAACUGCUCGCGCUGCACGAGCGAGCAGCUGCAGGAGCUCAAGGACUCGGGGGUGCUGCCCGCCGGAGCCUCGAGCUGCGGCCUCAUCACCCAGACGGACGCCGAGCGCCUCGUGGGUGCCCUCACGCUGGCCCAGGAGUCGCCGACGCCCCUGUUCGCGCUGCGAAGCGGCGAGCCGAACUCGCUCGACUUUCAUCAUCCGCAUCAUCAUCAUCCUGGGCAUCUGGGCACGAGCGACGUGCUCAAUCGCAUCAGGCAUCUGAAGAAGGAACUGCUGGAGCGCCACAACGUCGACGGCAUCAAGCUCAUACUGGUGCAUCACCGUUGCUUCGGUCGCGGCUACGGCUUGUUCGAUAUCGAGCUGUUUUUGAGUGAGGACUCCAAAUGCGUGCAGUGCAUCGAGUGCAAGUACCAGAUGCAGCCCAAGCACUUCGUGCGGCAUCGGCACGGCAAGCCCGAGAACUUCACCUGUCACUGGGGCUUCGACUCGACCUCGUGGCGCAACUACCUCAUGGCCUGGGACGAGGACGAUCCCAAAGUCGAGGAGGCUUUCGAGCAGGUCAAGAAAAAGAGGUUCGACAUCAAGCGGAAGCUCGAGCUGGAUCCAUUCCAGCCGAUCAAGAAGCCCAAGCUGCUCUCGACGCCGUUGCAGAAGGACGAGUCGGCCUCGCCGACCCCGCUGGGGCCCGCUUCUUACGGCCCUCCCAACGGCGCCUAUCCUCCCAUUUACUACAAUUCGCCGCUCGCCGCACAAACCGAUCCCGAAUCCUACGUGAGGAUGGGAUGGGCACUGCUGGAAAUGGCGACGAGAGAAACGUCGGCUUUCCGACCUUGGAAUUCAAUGAUGGCUUCCAAACAGAGGCCUUGCUCACCGUGUGUGCCACCGUAUCUCAGCCGAGGACCACCUGUACUUCAGAAUCCCGAGAGGGUCGUGCCUGUAUCCGAGUGGGAGCGCUUCGAGCCGCAUUACCAGCCUAACGUGGCUCUGGCACCGGUCGUGUCGACCACCACGUCACUGCCACAACCACCGCCUCCUCCGCAACCGCAACAACAGCAUCAUCAUCUUCUGAUAUCAUCGCAACAACAGCAACAACAACAACAACAACAACAACAACAACAACAGAGUACCAAUCACAAUCGGACAACAGCGACGACUCUGUCGACCACGCUGACGACGGCAAAAACCGAGCCCGCGGCAUCGGCAGCGGCUGUUGCUGCCUCCGUUGUUCGGAGUAGCAGCACCGAACAACAGCGAAGGGACGAGGAGACGAUCAAACUCGAAAAGCAGGACGUAGCAGUCGUGGAGGCAAUGGACGUGGUCGACGACGACAACGACGACGACGACGACUGCGGCAGCGAGAUCGAAGUGACUGCCGUCGAUCUGAGGGACAGUGGUACAGCCGCCACCACAGCCAUAGCUGCCAAUGUUGUUGUUGUUGACGCGGAGCACAAAAUCAAGUCACAUCUUAGCGAUGCCGAAACGCCGACGCAGCUCAAGCGAGAAUCGGCCAAGGAAUCGACACCGGAGCCAGACCGGGGUGACGCCACGUCCCCGGCAAAAGCCACCUCGACGACUACCGACUGCGAUGCCGCUGCCAUGCCCACGACCGUCAUUACCAUAAAGGACGAGGCUGCUCCUCCCGCUACAGCAGCAGCUUCUCCACUCAAGCUGCUGUCCACGUCGCGAUCCCACUCGAGAUCGGCCCUCGUCACGCCGCCAACGUCGCCGCCCUCGCAAAUCUGCAAAGAGGAACCCCAGGAACCGGUGGCGUACAACAACGCGCCGCCGUUAACGGAACAUCCUUGCUCGCUCGCUCAAAUGGUUGCGAGUUUCGAAGAGCGAUUCGCGAUGCUCAAACCAAAACCCGAGGUACGCGAUGCAGUCAGAGACUUUCUCGAUCAAUUGCUUCUCCGUGAUAAAGAGCUACCGAAACGGAUCAUCAAGCGAGAAACUGACAGUCCGGUGAUGCUCAACAACACUCAUCACAAAGUCGACGGAGACACGUAGAGCUGAGGUGCAACGAUCGAACAAUUGCCGUUUAAGAAGAGGUCAACGGUGCUGCCCUGGCUCUGACCUUCCCCUUUCCGAGAUUCGAUUUUUUAGCCGAUAGAAGGUGAAGGAAUAACGAUUCACGACCAUACACGGCCUAUUAAAAUUGUACAUUUUUCCCACUGAUUCGAAAUAAUGCAGUGCAUUUUCAUUGGCUAUGUUAAUGGCGAGAAAAAAAAUUACAUAUACGCCGUUGCUGUGCUUGCGUAUACACCGAAUUAAUCAGUGUAACGGUCUGGGAGCUAUCGUGCGAUUUUCGAUGUACCGCGAGGCUCAACGAUAUGUGCCAUGACGACAUUGAGAAAACGACGAAAAUGACGUGCGAUUAUUUUUAUUUUUUUUCUGUCACUACUUUGCUACGCUCGGCCAAUCUGUUGCUCAAGCCUUCUCGAUUACCGUUGUAGAGGGCCGCUCCGACAUAAUCGGCUGAACGGGGCAAACUUAUUAAUUAAAGUACAAAAACCCUAGGUGCUACGUCAUUACGCUAGGUACAUUAUGUGCGAAAAAAUUUAAGAUUAAUUUCGAGCGGACUCGAACGAUAGUAGGCGAUAACGUUUGGUAUUAUUGCCAUGUGCUCUAUACCGCAUAAACAUGUAAAAACGUGUGUAUGAUAUAUAUAUAUAUAUAUAUAUAUAUAUAUAUAAAUACAUGUACGUA
Trichogramma pretiosum is the source of this 4991-nucleotide messenger RNA. RefSeq lists its product as uncharacterized. Lineage: Eukaryota; Metazoa; Arthropoda; Insecta; Hymenoptera; Trichogrammatidae. Gene Ontology annotation, biological process: negative regulation of BMP signaling pathway. The transcript is spliced from 6 exons. Gene Ontology annotation, molecular function: DNA-binding transcription factor activity, RNA polymerase II-specific; SMAD binding; RNA polymerase II cis-regulatory region sequence-specific DNA binding. Bases 1371 to 4292 code for a protein of 973 amino acids. The record is from RefSeq and is a predicted model, not a curated record. Gene Ontology annotation, cellular component: nucleus.